AUGAAGUCUUUCUGGCUUGCCUCCCUGGCCGUCUGGUCCCUAACUCAGAUUGACGGUCACGAUUCGACAGACUUGCAGCUGGCACUCCUGGAGCGUGCAGAGAGCACUCGGAGCUUAGAUGCGCGGGCUUCCUCGAAUUUCUCGGAGGAGGCUUUGGAUGCCGUGGUCUCGGCGAAAGCCUUGGAAGUUGUCGGCGACGCCUUCAGCGAUGCAGGCAAUGCUUUGGGUGGCGUGGUCGAGACGGCUGGCAAUGCUAUUGCCACAGCCGCUGUUCAGACCGUGAAUACCCUUGCGGAAGCAGGCAUGACGCUUGGCAGCGCGGUGGCCAAUGCGGCCGUUGUGGUCGGGAAACAUAUUGUCAAAGCGGCAGAAACCCAACUUGCAGCCCUUCCAGAUGCCAUCAAGGAUGUGGCCGAGGAUAUUGGGAAAGCAGCGGUGCAGGUUGGAAGCGUGGUGGCGGAUGUGGGGGAGCUUGCUGCGGAUGCCAGUCUUCACUUAGCAGGGGACAUCCUUCAAAGGGCCCAGAGUUCCAUCCAACAAGGAGUGAAGCUGGCCGAGAAAGUGGGGAAGUUCAUUGCAGAUAAAGCAAUAGCUUUGGGGGGCGAAGUUGCCAAGUUGGGCCCUUUGGUUGCAGGAUUGGCAGAAGCUGCUUGGAACGAGAUCAAGGGCUUCUUGAGCUGCUUCACUGAGUCCUUGACCUUGUGCCAUGUUCUCCUUGGUGGCCAGUGCGAUUGCAACGCUGGUUCCCACGUUACUCCCUCCGCCUCCGGGUUCUCCAUGAGAUGUGUCUUUGAUUCAUCCUCAGACUUUGCCUCGGGCUUCGGGAUCCGGGCCGUGCCUGCCCAGAAAUUUCCCGGAAGAACUGCCAAGGGCACUGUGAUUUUACCAGGAGACGAGUACGUGCAGGCCUACAAGAUGGCAGGGCAAAUCAUGAGGUCCCGCCAAGCCCUGAAGGAAAGGAAGGCCAAAGCGCCCAUAGGCUCCUGUGAAAGUGCCCUAGACCUGGCCUUUGAGGGUGCGGCCCAGUUCGCACCGGACAUCUCCAUCAGCAUGAGCUUCGAUGGCGACACGGAGAUUAGCAUCAAGGGCCUCAUCCGUGCCUCCAUCGAUGCCUUGGUCUCUGCACAGGGCUCUUGCGCCUUCCACGCCGAGAAGGGGAUUCCCAGACUUCCCAAGAGCAAGGUGAUCUGCGGGGCCUACUUCUGCUUGGCCAUCAUGCUCCAAGUCGUCGCGGAGCUGGACAUCAAAGGCGUGCUCACGGGCACGCUCGAGAUCUCGGCUGAUGUGGACUUUGAGAUUGAGGGUACUGUGACGGUCAAUCCUUUGGGCGAGGCCAAUGCAAAUUUCCGGAACCCCUCGAUCAAGCACCAGGACGGCUUUGCCAUUGGCGCCAGUGCAUCCUCGUCUGUGCGGGUGGGGAUGGGCCCGGUCCUCACAGUGUGGCCGGUUCCAGGAAUUCCCAUCAACUUCCACGCCAUGAUCAAUGCCGAAGCCAAAGCUAUGGGCACUUUGAGCUUCAGCUCGGGCAUGUUCUUGCUCCAAGAGGAGUCCCACCAUGCGACAGGCACGGAGAUGAAUGCAAAUUCAACGAGGUCCAAUGAGAUCGGAAUGUGCGGCGCAGCAGCAUUGAGCACCUAUGCUGACGUAGACAUCACAAGCUUCGCGCUUCCGUCCUCCUUCAGGGCCGCGAUCUCUACUUCAUUCUUGAUGGAACAAAUUACGGCCGCUGUCAUUGCUGGUGCCACAGCAAUGACUAGACUGGUCACAGGUGCAAUGGCCUGCGUCCCAGGUGGGGAUGCAGUCGAGAACACCAUCAUGUCGGCUGCCAACACUGCGGCCUCCGCAAUCGCGGGCCUGAUCCCAGAUCUGGAUCUUGACUUCUCAGUGGAGUCCAUCCAGCUCAUGGCCCCUCAGAAGCUCUGGUGCAAGGAGGUCUUCAAGACCCCCGGCUUCGACGCUGCUCCAUGCGCAGCAGAGAUCGGUUGCAAGUUUGCCGGCAGACCACCGCCACGUGGAGUUGAGAUGGCGCCUCCAGAGCAGGUCACAAACCAUGUCGAAACGACUGGGGCGGCAGCAGCCUGCCAUGAUAUUCCGAUGGGCGAUCGGUUCAUUCAGAUUGGGCGCUUUCGCUUGGCGGACAUUGAUGGCAACCACUUCUCGAUCUCGCACGAGGAUGGCCAGACGGCGCAGAUCUUCAGGAACGACGGCACCUUGCACGGCGGGCCGAGGACCGACUAUAGCUCCUGGACGAGGGAGAUUGGAGCCUCAAAAGGCAUCCAUUUUGGUUUCCAAUACAUCCAGAUUGGGAACUUCCGUCUGGGUGCUUACGACGACACGCAUUUGUCGAUUUCGCAUAUUGAUGGCAAGACUGCCCAAGUGUUCCGAAGCGACGGUACAUUGCAUCCCGGGCCCCGGGACGACUUUUCAACUUUCGACCGUGCAGAAGGCGUGCCAGCCGGCAUCAGUUUCGGGGACAGGUUCAUUCAGUUCGGCAAGUUCCGGAUUGGAGCUUCCGACGACAACAAUCUGGUCGUGACCCACGCAGAGACCCAUGUGAUUCAGCUUUACCGCCACGACGGUACAAGGCAUAAGAACCUCCUCCAGAUCAAGCCAAAAAUGCGUCGGAAAGGGAAGAUUGGCAAGACACUUCGCAGAGCUCUCUCUGUGAACAACUUGGGCCAGAAGGUGAACGAGAGGAGCCCUGCUGCGUGGACAUGCAAGGACAUUGCCGAGAUGGCCUUCGGGGUUUGCGAUCCAGAUUUUGGAGCUUGGGGAGAUCGCUUUAUCCAGCUUGGCGAGUGGCGGCUGGCGGCGAUCGACGACACUCAUUUCUCCAUUUCGCACAAAGACGGCAAGACUGCCCAAAUCUAUCGCAGCGAUGGCUCCUUGCAUCCUGGACCACGUACGGAUUUCGGGGCCUGGCACAGAGCGCUCGGCUUUCCCUUUGGCAUCACCUUUGGGCCCGGCUUCAUCCAGAUCGGCAAGUUCCGACUGGGAGCAGCCAAUGACGAGCACUUCUCCAUCUCCCACCGCGAUGGCAACACCAUACAGAUCUUCCGCGAUGACGGAACCCGCCACACUGGACCGAGGCAAGAUUGGAGCUUGUGGGGAAUUACUGCUGGACCAGCAUCUGGCGUCACAUUCGGGGACAGGUUCCUGCAGCUUGGGAAGUUCCGGAUCGGAGAUGUGGAUGGCAGGCACUUCGUGGUCACCCACCUCAAGACCGGAAAUCUGCUUCAGCUCUACAAAGACGACGGCACGCUUGACCCGCAUGCCUCGGCGUCUUGGGCCGGGAAGCUUAACAAUCGCUAUGCCCAGUUCCACUGUGGCGGCAUCCAGACAAUUCUUGGCACCUGUCCCGGCAUCACAACGGGAGACCGAUUCAUGCAGUUGGGCGAUUGGCGCCUUGCUGCCAUGGACAGCAACCACUUCAGCAUCUCGCAUCGCAACCAUGAAACAGCCAUGAUUUACAAAUCCGAUGGGACACGUCACGCAGGGCCGCGCCAGGACUGGGGUGGUUGGGACCGUGAGGCAAAGAAAGUCACAACGCCUGGUGUCUCCCUGCUGCAGUGGAUUGGAAGACGGCGGCGGCUGCCCAAAGUUAACUUUCCUCAACCCCGACAUGAAAGGAUCAAGUUUGGAGAUCGCUUCAUUCAAUUCGGCGAGUUCCGAAUUGGUGAAGCAGAUGAGUCCCAUUUCUCCAUUUCACACAAGGGAGCCAACAACGCGGACGCCCAAACCAUUCAGAUCUUCCGUUCUGAUGGCACCUUGCACCCUGGUCCUCGCACGGACUUUGGCUUAUGGGAUCGUGAUACGGGUGCAGCCCAGGGAGUUACGUUUGGAGAUCGCUUUGUGCAGAUCGGCAACUUCCGAAUUGGAGACGUGGACUCCAGUCAUUUAUCAGUGUCACAUGUGCAGGGGCAGACCAUCCAAAUCCUCCGGUCAGACGGGACGACGCAUUCGGGCCCCCGCACAGAUUGGACGACAUUCGGGCGUCAGCUCGUGGAUUGCACGGUCGAGUAA
Symbiodinium sp. CCMP2592 is the source of this 4023-nucleotide messenger RNA. NCBI's taxonomy places the organism in Eukaryota, Dinophyceae, Suessiales, Symbiodiniaceae. The record is from the annotation of a GenBank genome assembly.